AUGCCUCGCGCGUCCGCGCCAUCGGCGGACGGGCGCGGGGACGCCGAACGGCGUGGGCGGGCCGCCUGCGGGGCGCCCUCCCUGCGGCGGAUCCAGAAGGAGCUGGCGGAGAUCUGCCUGGACCCGCCCGCCAACUGUACGGCGGGGCCCAAGGAGGACAACCUGUACGAGUGGACGUCCAGCCUGCAGGGCCCGGACGGCACGCCCUACGCGGGCGGGAUCUUCUUCCUGGACAUCCACUUUCCAACGGACUACCCCUUCCGGGCGCCCAAGGUCGUGUUCAAGACACGCAUCUACCACUGCAACGUCAACAACUCCGGCCAGAUAUGCCUGGAUGUGCUCAAGGACCAGUGGAGCCCGGCGCUGACGGUGUCCAAGAUCCUCCUGUCCGUGAGCGCCCUGCUGAGCGAGCCCAACCCGCAUGACCCCCUGGUGCCCAACAUCGCGCAGGAGCUGUUGUCGGACAGGGAGGAGCACGACCGUGUGGCGGCGGAGUGGACCAAGCGGUACGCCAUGUCCUGA
Messenger RNA from Ostreobium quekettii, 522 nucleotides. The record is from the annotation of a GenBank genome assembly. Lineage: Eukaryota; Viridiplantae; Chlorophyta; Ulvophyceae; Bryopsidales; Ostreobiaceae.